GCCAAAGCUUUGCCAAACUCUCGCUGGUUUGAGAGAAGGCAGGGAGAUGCAGGACCACACGACUGCCUCCGAGCUGCAGUAGGAUGGGAGUCAGAUUGGGUUUCUCGCCUCUCAUUGGCCGGUGGGCUGACUUUUGACACGCAGACCAGGGAUCCUCCUGCCGUAUAAAUAGGCCUGUUGGAACUUUAUUAUUCUAGCAUCACGGCAGCAGGUUUCUGCUAAGUUUGGAGUUACUCGCGUCACCACAACUGUAUGCCUGCUUGAAAGAGGUUUAAAAACAGGGGCUCAGCGGCGCAAGGAGUCUGCAUGUCUGUUUAGACAUGCUCAGCUUUGUGGAUACCCGGUUUCUGUUGCUGCUUGCAGUGACUUCAUACAUAGCAUCAUGUCAAUCGCAGGGUCCCCGAGGAGACAAAGGACCUCGAGGUGACAGGGGUUUUCCCGGCCCUAAUGGAAAGGAUGGCAAACCCGGACUCCCUGGCCCUCCCGGCCCCCCUGGACCACCUGGACUCGGAGGAAACUUUGCUGCUCAAUAUGAUGGUGUGAAAGCCCCUGAUCCCGGCCCUGGACCCGCUGGUCUUAUGGGACCCAGAGGCCAUCCCGGACUUCCUGGACUCCCUGGACCUCAGGGACAUGCAGGACACCCUGGUGAGCCUGGAGAACCAGGACAGGCUGGUGCUGUUGGUCCCCGUGGCCCCCCUGGACCCCCUGGCAAAUCAGGAGAAGAUGGUAACAAUGGCAGACCCGGCAAGCCUGGUGACAGAGGUGCCGCUGGUCCUCAGGGUGCUCGUGGAUUCCCCGGAACCCCUGGACUUCCAGGAAUGAAGGGACACAGAGGUUACAAUGGUUUGGAUGGACGCAAGGGUGAACCCGGUGCUGCUGGCUCCAAGGGUGAGCCCGGUGCCCAUGGAGCUGCUGGAAGCCCUGGACUGGCGGGACAACGUGGUCUGGCUGGCGAGAGGGGUCGUCCUGGCCCCGCUGGUCCUGCUGGUUCUCGUGGUGCUGAUGGCAACACCGGACCUGCUGGUCCUGCUGGUCCCCUGGGCGCUGCUGGUCCCCCAGGCUUCCCCGGUGGCCCCGGCCCCAAGGGAGAGGUUGGAGCUGCUGGAGCCACUGGUCCAUCUGGACCUCAGGGUGGAAGAGGAGAGCCUGGACCCAAUGGUGCCGUUGGCCCUGUUGGACCCCCUGGUAACCCUGGUGUUAAUGGUCUGAAUGGAGCAAAGGGAGCUGCUGGAACCCCUGGUGUUGCUGGAGCUCCUGGCUUCCCUGGACCAAGAGGAGGACCUGGUCCUCAGGGACCUCAGGGUGCCGCUGGACCAAGAGGCCUUGCUGGAGAUCCCGGUGCUCAGGGUGUCAAGGGAGACGGUGGUCCCAAGGGAGAACCUGGUAACUCUGGGCCUCAAGGACCCCCUGGACCCCAAGGUGAGGAGGGCAAGAGAGGACCCACUGGUGAGCUUGGUGCCACUGGACCUGCUGGACUGCGUGGAGCCAGAGGAGCUCCCGGUAGCCGUGGUUUGCCUGGUUCUGAUGGAAGAUCUGGCCCCAUUGGUAUGCCUGGUGCUCGUGGUGCCACUGGUGCUGGUGGACCUCGUGGACCCCCUGGAGAUGCUGGCCGUGCUGGUGAGCCUGGCCCAGCUGGUCUCAGGGGUCUCCCAGGAAGCCCUGGAAGCUCCGGACCCCCAGGAAAGGAAGGACCUUCUGGUCCUGCUGGACAAGAUGGCCGUGGUGGACCUCCUGGCCCAACUGGACCUAGAGGCCAGCCUGGAAACAUUGGUUUCCCCGGACCCAAAGGACCUGGUGGAGAGCCUGGCAAGCCUGGAGAGAAGGGUGGCAGUGGCCCCACUGGACUGAGGGGACCACCUGGACCUGAUGGUAACAAUGGAGCCACUGGCCCCAUGGGACUUGCUGGCGGCCCCGGUGAGAAGGGAGAGCAGGGACCUGCUGGAGCUCCUGGCUUCCAGGGUUUGCCUGGACCUGCUGGAGCUGCAGGAGAGGCUGGCAAGCCUGGAGAUAGAGGUAUCCCAGGAGACCAGGGAGGUGCUGGACCUGCUGGUGGCAAGGGAGAGCGUGGUAACCCCGGUGCUGCCGGAGCUGCUGGAGCUCAGGGACAAAUUGGACCCCGUGGACCUGCUGGAGUCCCUGGAGCUGAUGGUGGCAAGGGAGAGCCCGGUGCUGCCGGAGCUGCAGGUGGUCCUGGACCCCAGGGACCUGGUGGUAUGCCUGGUGAGCGUGGAGUGGCUGGUGCUCCAGGAGGCAAGGGAGAGAAGGGAGAGGCUGGACACAGAGGCCCUGAUGGAAAUUCUGGCAGAGAUGGUGCCCGUGGUCUGCCUGGACCUGCUGGACCUCCUGGACCCACUGGAGCCAAUGGUGACAAGGGUGAGGCUGGUUCCUUUGGACCUUCUGGCCCUGCUGGACCUCGUGGAGCCUCUGGAGAGCGUGGAGAAGUUGGACCUGCUGGAGCCCCUGGAUUCGCUGGACCCCCUGGUGCUGAUGGUCAGACUGGAGCAAGAGGAGAGCGUGGGCCUGCUGGAAUUAAGGGAGAGGUUGGCGCCGCUGGCCCUGCUGGACCCUCUGGACAGUCUGGACCUCCUGGUGCUGCUGGCCCUACCGGGGCUCCUGGUGCUCGUGGAGACUCUGGUCCCAAUGGUCUGACUGGUUUCCCUGGUGCUGCUGGUAGAGUUGGUGCUCCUGGUCCCGCUGGUAUUGUUGGACCUCCUGGUUCUUCCGGACCUGCUGGCAAAGAUGGACCCCGUGGUCUCCGUGGAGAUCCUGGUCCUGCUGGUCCUUCUGGUGAGCAGGGAAUGAUUGGACCAGUUGGUCUAGCUGGAGAGAAGGGACCUUCUGGAGAGCCUGGUAAAGCUGGUCCAGCUGGUGCUCCUGGAACCUCUGGUCCUCUUGGACUUCAGGGAUUCGUUGGUCUGCCUGGUGCUAGAGGAGAUCGUGGUUCACCUGGUGGUGCUGGUGCUGUUGGAGAGCCUGGUAGAGCCGGACCUCCUGGACCUUCUGGCCCCCGUGGUUCCCGUGGCAACAUGGGCAUGCCCGGUAUGACCGGACCUCAGGGAGAGGCUGGACGUGAGGGUAGCCCUGGUAACGAUGGACCCCCUGGCCGUCCUGGUGCUGCUGGAUUCAAGGGAGACCGUGGUGAGCCUGGACCUGCUGGUUCACUGGGACUUGCUGGUGCACCAGGACCUGCUGGACCCACUGGAGCAGCUGGUAGACCCGGAAACCGUGGAGAGGGUGGCCCACAUGGUCCCGCUGGAGCCGUUGGCCCCGCUGGAGCUAGAGGCGCCCCUGGACCUGCUGGACCCCGUGGUGAGAAGGGAGUUGCUGGAGACAAGGGAGAUAGAGGCAUGAAGGGUCUGCGUGGACAUCCAGGUCUCCAGGGAAUGCCUGGACCUUCUGGACAACACGGAGACACUGGACCUGCUGGACCAGCCGGACCUGCUGGACCCAGAGGACCUGCUGGACCCCACGGCCCUCCUGGUAAGGAUGGCAGAGCUGGUUCCCACGGUACUAUCGGCUCUCCUGGUGCCCGUGGACCCCCUGGAUACUCUGGACCAGCAGGUCCCCCAGGAUCUCCUGGUCUGCCCGGACCUCCUGGCCCAGCUGGUGGUGGAUAUGACGUCUCCGGAUACGAUGAGUACAGAGCUGAUCAGCCUGCUCUGAGAGCCAAGGACUAUGAAGUUGAUGCCACCAUCAAGUCACUGAACACUCAGAUUGAGAACCUGCUUACCCCUGAGGGAUCCAGGAAGAACCCAGCCCGCACUUGCCGGGACAUCAAGCUCAGCCACCCCGAGUGGAGCACCGGGUUCUAUUGGAUUGACCCCAACCAGGGCUGCAGCAAUGAUGCCAUCAAGGUUUUCUGCAACUUCGAAUCCCGCGAGACCUGCAUCCACGCCCAUCCUGAGAGCAUCGCCCGCAAGAACUGGUACAGAAGUACCGAGGGCAAGAAGCACGUCUGGUUCGGAGAGACCAUCAACGGUGGUACUGAGUUCACCUACAACGAUGAGACCCUCAGCCCCCAGAGCAUGGCCACCCAGCUGGCUUUCAUGCGCCUCCUUUCCAACCAAGCUAGCCAGAACAUCACCUACCACUGCAAGAACAGCGUUGCCUACAUGGAUGGUGAGAGCGGCAGCCUGAAGAAGUCUGUGGUGCUCCAGGGCUCCAACGAUGUUGAGCUCAGAGCAGAGGGCAACAGCCGCUUCACCUUCUCCGUGCUGGAGGAUGGCUGCACUAGACACACUGGUGAAUGGAGCAAGACAGUGAUUGAGUACAGAACAAAUAAACCAUCUCGCCUGCCCAUCCUCGACAUUGCACCUUUGGACAUUGGUGGAGCUGAACAGGAGUUUGGUUUGGACAUUGGCCCAGUCUGUUUCAAAUAAAUAGACUCAUGAUAAAUUAACAACAAAAAGAGAGAAAGAACGAAAAAAAGAAACCCCCCAAAAUCUCUGCCCUCCUUUUUGUGUUGUUUUUAUACUGAAUGCUGAUUUCUCUCUGCGAACCACUUGCUUAAGAUGGGCAACUAUCGGAGAGGACUGAACGGACUGAGAGGAGCGUUUGUGCAAUGCAAAUUAAUACAGCCACCCAAAGGGACGCGGGAAAACACCUUGUUGUGGGACAUCAUGUCAUCUUUUUGUAAAAAAUAAAAGAAGUGUAAUAAAAAUGCUGAAAGUAUGCAUCAUUUUGUGGUCUUUGUAUAUCUUCCAAAGAGGAGGUUUAAAACCACAAUUUCCAAGUAAAAAGGUUUUAACUACCUCAUGCCUGUACGCAAAGAAAAUACUAUUGAGAAAACCUGGGUCCACAACCGAGAUGUUAAGACUGCUUCGAGCUUUGUCCCAUAUCGGAAGGUGCUCAGUGACUUGAAGCAGAGAUCUAUGGUGCUAAUAUGCAGCUGUGGAGCAAACCACUUUUUUUACUGUAUUAUUUUGUAUUGACCUUUAAGGAGUCUUCCAUUUGUCUCCCUGAUACUCCCUCACUUUAAGCAGGUGGAAUGUUUCAAAAUCUGAUGUUUGGUUCUGAUUUUAUUUUCUAUUUUGUUUGGUCUCUGUUGUUUUUUUUCUUUUCUUCUUUUUUUUAAAAGAACUUCUUCGUUUUUGUUUAGGCUUUUUCCCUCCUCCAGUCCCACUCUCAGUGUUCAUACUGGCAGCACAUAAUUCACAUCCAAUUCUGAAUGGUUUUUCGGCGGCCUUUCUCUCUCAAACAAUGACACCACAAAGUCUAUUGUACCUAUUUUGUAUAUGUGAGAUGUUUAAAUAAAUUGUGAAAAGUUCUGAAAUAAAGCAUGUCCAAUGUUCCAAAACCCACUAUGCAGUGACUUAAGUGCUUUCAUGUUUUAAUGACACCACUGAAGGUGUGUCACUGUAUUUUCUUUUUUCUGGUUUUACCUUGGACUGAUGAUUUACUAAUCAUCAUUGACUUAAACAUCUUCCUAUUAUGGAAGCUCAGCCAUAGUUUGAUUAACUUUCCCAAUUCACCCUGCUUUUCAAAAGUAGAUCCAAUUCUAAUGUAUAAAAAAAAUUCUGUUUACACUGUCCAUGCCAAUGUGUGAUUACUAAACUGCAUUGUUUCUUGUAAAUAUGCUUCGUCUCAUGUUGCUUUUUUUCUUGCAUUAUACAGCUUUUGCAUCCAAAUAAAUUUCUGUGGUUUGGAUCAAGGCUUGAAUUGCAGUGAUGCGAGUAUAGUCAUUAUAUUCUUUAUAUAGGAUCAUGCAUUCCUCCUGUUUCCCUUUGUGAAAAACUCUGGGAAUAUAUAUACAUCUGAGCACGGUGUUAAUGGAACAGAAAUGGAGCAUUAAGAGAGCCAUGGCACCUUCAUGACCACUAGAGGGCAAUGUGGCCUUUUCCAGAUGCCAUCUCAUACUUGCAAACUGGAUUGAUUCAGACUCAGGGGGGCCAAAAACUCACCAUAUCAGACCAAUGAAUAUCAUACAGGUCUCUCACCAUGUCUUGCCAUAUUCAUAUUUGUAUAAAAUCCGUAUUUUGGGACAUUAUCAGAGACUAAAACUUGUGAAAGCUCUUUUUUUAAUCCUGUUUAUGUGAAGAUUGCUUCCACAUAAGAUAAUAUAAGGUAGCCCUUUAUAAGUGAUGGUAUACAUUUGAGGUCAACAAUGACCAACAGUGUAUUAUGGGUGUGAUUUAAAUAAAGAGCAAAAGGAAACAGAAAACAUUCAU
Molecule: messenger RNA, 6167 nt
Organism: Menidia menidia (Atlantic silverside)
Lineage: Eukaryota; Metazoa; Chordata; Actinopteri; Atheriniformes; Atherinopsidae
Source: the annotation of a GenBank genome assembly